Messenger RNA from Symbiodinium sp. CCMP2592, 459 nucleotides. Lineage: Eukaryota; Dinophyceae; Suessiales; Symbiodiniaceae. The record is from the annotation of a GenBank genome assembly.
AUGCUUUGUGCUGUCCAAGACUGCGCUAUGGGUGAGGUCAUGAUGAUUGCGAAAAAGAGUGGUGUGGACAUGAAGCUGCUCUUCGACGCCAUGCGCAUCUCUUCGGGGAACUCCUUCUGCUGGGAGACGGAAUUUGCGCGCGUUGCGGACGGAUCCUACUGCCCGGACUUUACUGCCGAGAUGAUGGCGAAGGACAUCCAGCUUGGCCAAGGUUUGGCCGCAAAGCACGGCGUGCCCAUGCUGAUGCAUGGCCAAGUCGCGCAAGUCUACGAGAUGUGCAUGGCCAAGUAUGGCCGGGACUCUGGCUCCACCAUUCCGGUGAAGCUGGUUGAGGAUGCCUGUCAGACGCCUCUGGCCGACGAGAAGCUCCGGGAAACCUUUAAGGAUUGGACGUACACCACAGAGCAACUCGGCUUGUUCUGCGCGGUACCAGCUGACUUGCAGCCGGAGGUUAAAUAA